This is a messenger RNA of Belonocnema kinseyi, 3899 nucleotides long. Its product is annotated as voltage-dependent T-type calcium channel subunit alpha-1H-like. Gene Ontology annotation, molecular function: voltage-gated sodium channel activity; low voltage-gated calcium channel activity. Gene Ontology annotation, cellular component: plasma membrane; neuron projection; voltage-gated calcium channel complex. The transcript has 22 exons. Gene Ontology annotation, biological process: neuronal action potential; calcium ion transmembrane transport; sodium ion transmembrane transport. NCBI's taxonomy places the organism in Eukaryota, Metazoa, Arthropoda, Insecta, Hymenoptera, Cynipidae. The record is from RefSeq and is a predicted model, not a curated record. The coding region runs from base 342 to 3899 and encodes 1185 amino acids.
UAUUGCACAUUCUCUUCAAUCCAUAUAAUUUUUAUACGAAUUAUAAUUAGUAGAUUAUAAAAUUAUAUAGUAAAUUUAAUCAUUUUCAAAUCAAAUUUUUCACACUUAAUGACAGCAGCAGUGAUGGGCAAAAUAUUGUCAUUUAAAAAUGUAUGCAUAGUUCACAUGGCAUUAAACUUCACUCACCCACUUUCACAUGGAUUGCAAUUUUAAUUUAUCUUUGAAGUGAUUUUACUUUGAUUUCACAAAGUUGGUUCGACUGUAUAACUAUUUUAUAUAGACUUACCGAAACUGCCUGCUUGGUCAUGUAUGUGUGAUUUUGCACAAUUAUAUUGAUUAUAAUGCCUUCUUCGUACUGCUGCCAUCACAACAACUAUCACUACCAUUCAGCUGCGAAAAUGAGUGUAUUUGGCAAAAGCAGCGAACAGAUUUUAGAUAGUGAUAUAGCAGAACUAAGUCAAUUUGAAGAUGACAAUGAAAAGGAGAUUGAUGAGGAAGCUGAUAAAGAUGAAGAUGACGAUAAUGACGAUGAUGAUGAGGAUACGGAUGAUAAUGGGGAGAGGCGUGAUCUUCCUUAUCCUGGAUUUGCCCCAAUAGCUCUUCGGUACCUAAACCAAAAUACAAGACCGCGCAUCUGGUGUCUUGCUUUGAUUACAAACCCAUGGUUUGAGAGAGUGAGCAUAAUGAUAAUUCUAUUGAACUGCCUUACCCUUGGAAUGUAUCAACCAUGUGUUGAUGAUCAGUGCAUGACGAAUCGAUGCAAGAUAUUGCAGAUGUUUGACGAUAUAAUCUUCGCCUUUUUCUCCCUGGAAAUGACAAUAAAGAUGAUAGCAAUGGGUUUAUAUGGUAAAAGGACUUACUUGGCUGACUCUUGGAACAGAUUAGAUUUUUUUAUCGUAGCUGCUGGGGUCCUAGAAUACUGUCUGAAUGUGGAGAAUAUGAAUUUAUCUGCAAUUCGAACCAUUAGAGUUUUACGACCACUUCGGGCUAUCAACAGAAUACCAAGUAUGCGGAUUCUAGUAAUGCUGCUGUUGGAUACGCUCCCAAUGUUGGGUAAUGUUCUAUUACUCUGUUUCUUUGUCUUCUUUAUUUUUGGCAUCGUUGGUGUACAACUUUGGGAAGGAAUAUUGCGUCAGCGAUGCUUUCUUAAGCCCCUGCCUACUGUCAAGUACCCAGAUUGGUUAGAAAAAUACUAUGAGAACCAAGGUCAGGAUUACAUUUGCUCCAGACCAGAGGAUAGUGGAAUGCAUAGCUGCAGUCAUUUACCACCACUGAAGUUUGGAGAUACUAUAUGCAAUCACACAUCUGUAACAAAUAACAAUAUGACGUUCAUAAAUAGCAGUAAAUGUGUAAACUGGAACUAUUAUUAUACGGAGUGCAAAGGACAAGGAAACAAUCCUUUUCAAGGCACAAUAUCUUUCGAUAAUAUUGGCCUCGCAUGGGUAGCUAUUUUUCUUGUGAUAAGUUUGGAAGGAUGGACAGAUAUAAUGUAUUAUGUGCAAGAUGCGCACUCCUUUUGGGAUUGGAUAUACUUCGUACUUCUAAUAGUCAUUGGAUCAUUCUUUAUGAUCAACCUCUGCCUUGUUGUUAUAGCAACACAGUUUUCUGAAACCAAAAAACGGGAAAUGGAAAGAAUGAGAUUAGAACGAGCACGCUUCCACUCCACAAGCACCCUGGCAUCUUCCACAAAUACGUCGGAGCCAACUACCUGUUAUGCUGAAAUAGUGAAGUACAUUGCACAUCUUUGGAGAAGAGGUAAAAGAAGACUGAUAAAGAGAUAUCGACUAUACUUAUAUAGCAAGCAACAUAAACGAGAUGAAAUUUUAUUAAAGGAGAAACAGAAACAAUUUCAAGCAGAACGUAAUAAUAUUAAUAAAUUCAGUGCUGGCAGUAUUGUUUAUGGUGCUACGAGAAAAUUUAUGACAAUUCUGGGAAGUAGCGAAAGAAAUGGAAAGCGAUUCAUGGCACCCCGCGCAAGUCCAGAAGUUUCUGAAAUAGAUCUUCCUGGAAUGAAGUGCUCGAGGACUAGGAUAAAUCAACUGCAUUCCUUUUCAAAUUGCAGCGAAACCAUCAACAACUCAUGUCAGAUGAACAAUAGUCUUCUAAGUCCUCCUAAUGUACAUUAUCGGAGGAAAAGCAGUGUAAUGUUCAGCGACGUGAUUUUGCUGCAUGGCGGCAGUGUGAAUACAUUACCUGGGUCGAUUGCUGUUACUGAUCCCAAUAUUUUCUGCAGUGAAAAAAUGACUCAGACAGGUGACGGACAUGUGUGCCUGAUUCCUCUCUCAAAAAAUUUACAGACGGAAAUAAAGCGAAGGGAACCUAUGUCAUGUCAAGAGUUACUUGCUUUAAGUGGAGCGUUCAGCGCAGCCUUGCCAACUGGACAACUAGCACUGGAUUCUUUUUUUAAUACAUUCAAGAGGGGUAUAACGAAGCAACAUAUCAUGAACGAAGCACGAUCGUUUAAGGAUAUAAACAAUUGCUCAUGCUGUAAUUAUUUUAACAAUGAAAAAAAAUGGCCAGACCAACGUUUAAAAUGGCGUAAGCUACCAUCUGGGCGAAUCUUAAAAGUUAUUGGGAAUGGAUUCGUGAGCAUAUUUCAUUAUUCACGCCAGUGGAUAAGGAGAUUUGUAGAUCACAGAAUAUUUCAACAAGGAAUUCUUCUAGCAAUUCUCGUUAACACCCUAAGCAUGGGUAUUGAAUAUCAUAAUCAGCCUGAGGAGUUAACCGUACUGGUUGAAAUAAGCAACAUUGCAUUUUCAGCAGUGUUUGCUGCAGAAAUGUUACUUAAGAUUAUAGCUGAUGGACCCUUUGGAUACAUAAGUAAUGGCUUUAAUGUGUUCGAUGGGAUUGUUGUUGUUUUGAGUGUUAUAGAGUUGUGUCAAGCCUUCGUUGAAGAACGUGGUGGCAGUUCUGGUCUGAGUGUGCUGCGUACCUUCAGACUGCUAAGGAUACUGAAACUCGUUCGUUUUAUGCCAAACUUACGUCGUCAACUUUUUGUAAUGCUGCGAACAAUGGAUAAUGUAGCAGUAUUCUUUUCACUGUUGGUACUCUUUAUAUUCAUAUUUAGCAUCUUAGGUAUGUACCUCUUCGGUGGUAAGUUUUGUGUGUGGGCAGAUCGUAGUCGACCAUGCACUUGCACAGAAGUAGUUACACGUCAUCCAAUGUGUCGCUGUGAUCGUAAACAUUUUAACGAUAUAGUGUGGGCUCUUGUGACAGUUUUUCAGAUACUUACUCAAGAAGAUUGGAAUGUUGUUCUCUUUAACGGUAUGCAGAAGACAUCACAUUGGGCUGCACUUUACUUCGUUGCCUUAAUGACUUUCGGUAAUUACGUCCUGUUCAAUCUGCUUGUUGCCAUUCUAGUAGAAGGAUUUUCAUCCGAGAGAAAUGAAAGACGCGAAAGAGAACAACGCGAGUUAGCAAGACUAGCCGCGAAAGAAGCUGGAUUUGGUAGUGAUGAAAGGUUGUCCAGAAUUUCAGGUUCAUACUCGGCUACAGAGAGUGAUACUUACACUCAGAGCCAGUGCGCCAUGCAUCCAAAAUCAGUUCAAAGCAAUAAAUGUACUUCAGGUCAUCUCACCCUUAACCAACUAUCGCAUCCAUCUAAAAUUGUGACUCCAGUUGCCGACACCCCGAAAAAAGAUCCGGAAGCAGCUAAAAUGUAUAUAGCGUCUCCUGGAUAUGAAGAAGGACGUACAAAAGUGUCUGUUAAGAACCAUAACAAAAUAUAUGAUUCAAAAAACAGAUCGGCAAAACAUCUGACCAAUAAUUGGAAUAGGAACCCUAGUAACAGUUCAACAAGACGCUGUCCCUUAACAGUGCGGAGUUUAGCUGUAAAAAAACAGUUGAGAUUGAAGAUCUCGCACAAGGAAGAGGAAAGAGUAGCCAAUAAUAAUAUGUGA